This is a messenger RNA of Camelina sativa (false flax), 3183 nucleotides long. The record is from RefSeq and is a predicted model, not a curated record. NCBI's taxonomy places the organism in Eukaryota, Viridiplantae, Streptophyta, Magnoliopsida, Brassicales, Brassicaceae.
AAAUCCGAAAGGAGGGGGCCAUAAGGUUUCUGUUGUCGAGUCGAAAUCGAAAUCGAAUCGAAUUGAGUCGAGUCGAGUCGAGUCAUCUCCGCCAUUAUCGUCUCUCUUUCUUCUCUCUUCGCCACCUCUCUUCAAUUUCUCGGAUCCUCCGAUCCGGCGGCGUUACUUUUCCCACACUUCUCUCCAUUUUUUCUUUGUUUUUUUUGCUCGCUGAGAAGCUAAGGAAACGCGUUGAUGGAUCUGAUAUGUAUAGCUACGGAUUAGGAUUGGCUUAAUUUCUCUGUGUAAAUCUGUUUCGUUGACCAGCUCCAACAAGGUUGAUUGAAUUGGGGGGGUUUUGUUUUGUGUAUGCCUCCCGAUCGUUGUUUAUCGUCUGUUUCGUCCGCGGAACUCAAGAGCAGAGAGGUUAUUAGCUUACGGAUAUGCAGAAGAGUGGUGUUAACCGGAAUCCUUCUUUAAGAGUAGCUAUUCCUCCUCAGGCACAACAGUCCCUUAGACGCUUAGGUUUUUGCUCUCAGAUAGCUACCGGUGGAUCUCAGCAGUCGUCUCCUGUAGUGUUUCCUGAGAAGAGAAGCAAGAAGGUGAAGACGUCUUCGAGACGUGGUGAGGUUACUAGUGAUCCACAACAGGUGAAACCUAAACCUGAUGAGCAUCGGAUUGAUAUUGUUGGUGGGGAUGAGAAAUCGGAUUUGUUAGGUAGUCUUGUUUAUGCUGGGAAGCUUGUGUUGGAUAAGAGAAAAUCUGAAACUGGGAAAGAUGCUACUGAGGUACAACCACCAUCUGCCACUGAUACCUCUAAUAAAAAAGCAGUUGAUGCAAGGCUUACACGCAGGGCCUUGGUUUGGGGUUCUGACAUGCUACAGCUUGACGACGUUGUCUCUGUGACAUACAAUGUUGGUCUUAGGCAUUUCACUGUGCAUGCUUACCCAAUUGGAAAAGGUUCUUGUGGUCUUUCUUGCUUCGCGAAACCUAAGAGAAGCCGCAAGGAUUUCCGCUUCGUUGCACCUACGGUAGAAGAAGCAGUUCAAUGGGUGGCCAGUUUUGGAGAUCAACAAUGUUUUAUCAACUGUUUGCCACAUCCUUUAGUCUCAAAGAAACAGGCUUCGUCUGAAUUAUUUUCGGUCCCAAUUGAUACCCCUCCUGAGUUGGUCUUCAGGUGUAAGAGUGCACCUAAAAUGCUUGUCAUAUUAAACCCUAGGUCAGGGCAUGGACGAUCUAUCAAAGUUUUCCACAAUAUAGUGGAACCAAUUUUCAAGCUGGCCGGGAUUAAGUUGGAGGUAGUCAAGACAACUAAAGCAGGUCAUGCGAGAGAGUUGGCUUCCACUGUCGACAUUAACUUGUGCUCAGACGGUAUAAUUUGUGUUGGAGGCGAUGGAAUCAUCAAUGAGGAGUUAACUUUACGAAGUGAUGUUCCUGUUAUACCAUAUUUCAUGUUUCUUAUCUGCUCUACUACAUUUCCCUGGUGCCUUGAUAACUCUUUAGANGCAGAAGGCAAAAUUCGACUUGAAAAGGAAGCUGUGGAUAUGCAAGAUCUCUACACGGAUGUAAUGAGGAGAUCAAGCAGAGAAGGAUUUCCUAGAGCCUCCAGUUUAUCAAGUAUUGACUCCAUAAUGACCCCAAGCGUAGGUGAAGUAGACACGGGUUAUUCAUCCUCCAUCGNUGGUGUAAGAGAUCCUAUUUCUGCAGCACUCUCUAUUGUGAAGGGUGGCCUAACAGCUACUGAUGUCUUUGCUGUUGAAUGGAUUCAUACCGGUGUUAUACACUUUGGAAUGACGGUAUCCUACUAUGGUUUUGUUAGCGAUGUUUUGGAACUCUCUGAAAAAUACCAAAAACGGUUUGGUCCUUUGCGUUACUUUGUUGCUGGAUUCCUCAAGUUCAUGUGUUUGCCGAAGUAUAGCUAUGAAGUGGAAUAUCUUCCGGCACAAAAAGAGGAUGCAGAAGGCAAAAUUCGACUUGAAAAGGAAGCUGUGGAUAUGCAAGAUCUCUACACGGAUGUAAUGAGGAGAUCAAGCAGAGAAGGAUUUCCUAGAGCCUCCAGUUUAUCAAGUAUUGACUCCAUAAUGACCCCAAGCGUAGGUGAAGUAGACACGGGUAGCAGCACACAUGCCAGCACCGAGCCAUCUGAAUAUGUCCGUGGAAUAGAUCCUAAAAUGAAACGCAUGUCCUCUGGAAGAAAAGAUGUUUCAGCUGAGCCAGAGGUUAUUCAUCCUCCAUCACAGUCAACAACCCCUAACUGGCCAAGGACAAGGUCAAAGUCAAGAAUGGAUAAAGGAUGGAUGGGGUUAACAUCCGUGCAGGAUCCUCCAACUCGAUGUUCAUGGGGGAAUACCGGUGGUCAUGACAGGGAAGAUAUUUCAUCUACUGUGUCUGAUCCGGGUCCGAUCUGGGAUGCGGGACCCAAAUGGGACAGUGAACCGUCUGCUUGGGAUGUAGAAAACUCAAUCGAGCUUCCUGGUCCUCCUGAGGAUAUAGAGACAGGACUGAGGAAGCAGACCAUGACACCAAGAUUUGAAGAUAAAUGGGUUUCUAGAAAGGGGCAUUUCCUCGGCAUCAUGGUCUGUAACCAUGCAUGUCGGACUGUGCAGAGUUCUCAAGUGGUGGCUCCCAAUUCAGAACAUGACGAUGGUACAAUGGACAUGAUCUUGGUUCAUGGGUGUGGAAGACUGAGGUUGCUGAGGUUUUUUAUACUUCUACAGACAGGUCGACAUCUUUCUCUUCCAUAUGUCGAGUGUGUAAAGGUGAAGUCGGUGAAGGUAAAGGCAGGAAAAAAUACACAUGACAGUUGUGGUAUAGACGGAGAGCUGUUUGCAUUGCAUGGAGAAGUGAAAUCGACUAUGCUACCGGAGCAAUGCAGACUGAUCGGUAAUGCUCCUGGACGACAUUCAUAGUUAUUAAUGUCAUCAAAUUGUGAGGAUGGAGAGAGAGAGAGAGAGUUUGGAUGUUUAUAUAUAUAUAUAUAUAUCUGGAAUUCGUUUAAUUGUUUUUGUCGGCGUCAAGUUUACGGUACGUAUCUAUGCCAUAAGAGAAGUAACAUGAGAGUGCAUACAAUCAAAUCCUUUGUGCCAUAAGUUCCCUAUAAAACCCCAAACCCUUUGUAUAUUCUUUUACCCCCUUUUGUGUGUUUUGAAUUAUAUAUGUACUGUGUAUGUGUUUCCUACAACGAUUUGUGUGUUUCCAUUUCUU